Molecule: messenger RNA, 15997 nt
Organism: Chiloscyllium plagiosum (whitespotted bambooshark)
Lineage: Eukaryota; Metazoa; Chordata; Chondrichthyes; Orectolobiformes; Hemiscylliidae
Source: RefSeq, a predicted model, not a curated record
UUUGUGUACAUGUAUGUUUCUGGGUUGGAGGCGGGUGUCUAGUGUACCAGGAAGUAGCUUAUUCCUUAAUGAACACGUUCAUAAAUACGCCCUAAUAUUACGGUAAUAUGCGAGUGGAGGGAGUUAUAGAUGAUGACAGUUUGAGAAUAGUUUGGAAUAAGGUGAAAGAAAACACAUAUAGAGUGCUAGCCCCUUCUGUUCCCAGCAAACGACAUGGUCCUCAUGUUAGACGAAACAGUCUUGAGUGCCAAACCGGUACUCCUCCCCAGUCGGUGCUAGUGCUUGGGAUUCCCCCGGGGGAAGGGAGACUGUUGGUUCAUUCCAGCUCUCGGUGUGGAGCACUCAGUCCUCCAGCUCUGAUCACUUUGCUGCCAUCUAGUCUGGGAACAGUUCUAUUGCUGGGGGAGGAGGCGUUCACGGUGCUUUGACCUACGAUGUACUGUAUAUCCUGACCCACUGCAUCAAACUGGGCUAGAACAGCUUCCCUCCUCCUCCCCGCCUCUGUGCACGGCGUCAUUGCAUUGGGAAGGACGCUCUGAACUGCUACUACACACACUGCUGUAACUUUGAAAGUGAAAGGAGAGAGAUUUGAACUGACAGCGAAGAGUGCAAAACAUGGCCUCCUCCCCUCCAGGAGACACGGACGGACUCUCGGAACAGACCGACACCAAUGCAAGCUACCUACGAGCCGCUCGCGCGGGCAACUUGGAGAAGGCACUUGACUAUAUCAAAGCUGGAGUUGACAUAAACAUCUGCAACCAGAAUGGGUUGAAUGCUCUUCACCUUGCUUCCAAGGAAGGUCACAUCGGGGUCGUUUCUGAACUGAUCCAGCUCGGUGCGAACGUUGACGCAGCGACCAAGAAAGGAAAUACUGCUCUCCAUAUCGCAUCCCUCGCUGGACAAGCUGAAGUUGUACACGUUCUUGUAACAAAUGGAGCGAACAUUAAUGCCCAAUCCCAGAAUGGCUUCACUCCUCUAUACAUGGCCGCACAGGAGAAUCAUCUAGAAGUUGUUAAGUUUCUUCUAGACAAUGGUGCAAGUCAGAGCAUUGCAACUGAGGAUGGCUUCACUCCAUUGGCUGUGGCGCUGCAGCAGGGUCAUGACCAGGUGGUCUCGCUGCUGCUGGAGAACGACACAAAGGGCAAGGUGCGCCUGCCAGCCCUGCACAUCGCUGCCCGCAAGGACGACACCAAAGCAGCUGCGCUGCUCCUGCAGAAUGACCACAACGCAGAUGUGGAGUCCAAGAUGAUGGUGAAUAGGACCACAGAGAGUGGUUUUACCCCGCUCCAUAUAGCUGCUCACUAUGGAAAUAUCAACAUUGCCACCCUGUUACUGAAUCGAGGUGCUGCUGUGGAUUUCACAGCCAGGAAUGACAUCACUCCACUUCACGUGGCCUCGAAGAGAGGGAAUGCCAACAUGGUCAAACUUCUUCUGGACCGAGGAUCCCAAAUUGAAGCCAAGACUAGGGAUGGCCUGACCCCCCUCCACUGUGCAGCAAGGAGCGGGCAUGAGCAGGUGGUGGAAAUGUUACUCGAUCGUGGAGCUCCAAUUCUUUCCAAGACAAAGAACGGGUUGUCCCCUCUGCACAUGGCCACGCAAGGAGACCACCUGCAUUCGGUGAAGCUGCUCCUCCUCCACGACGUGCCCGUUGAUGAUGUGACCAACGACUAUCUGACAGCACUGCACGUGGCCGCGCACUGCGGCCAUUACAAGGUGGCCAAGGUCCUGCUCGAGAAGAAGGCCAACCCCAAUGCCAAAGCACUGAAUGGUUUCACCCCGCUUCAUAUCGCAUGCAAGAAGAACAGGAUUAAAGUAAUGGAUCUGUUGUUGAAGUAUGGAGCGUCAAUACAGGCAGUCACUGAGUCUGGCCUCACGCCUAUACAUGUCGCUGCGUUCAUGGGACAUGCAAAUAUUGUGACACAAUUAAUGCAACGUGGAGCAUCACCAAAUACAACAAACGUGAGAGGGGAAACAGCCCUACAUAUGGCUGCCAGGGCAGGCCAAGCAGACGUGGUCCGUCAGCUCGUUCAGAAUGGAGCUCAGGUGGAGGCCAAAGCUAAGGAUGACCAGACUCCGUUGCAUAUUGCAUCACGCCUGGGCAAGGCUGACAUUGUGCAGCAGUUGUUGCAGCACGGCGCCUCUCCAGAUGCAGCGACUACCUCUGGAUACACCCCGCUGCACAUCUCAGCCAGGGAAGGUCACGAAGACGUGGCUUCGGUUCUCCUGGAGCAGGGUGCUUCGCUGUCUGUGAACACCAAGAAAGGAUUCACCCCACUCCACGUGGCUGCCAAAUACGGGAAAAUGGAGGUGGCCAACCUUUUGCUUCAGAAGUCUGCAUCUCCUAAUGCUUCUGGAAAGAGCGGCCUGACCCCACUGCACGUGGCAGCUCACUAUGACAACCAGAAAGUGGCCCUUCUGCUACUGGAUCAAGGAGCCUCCCCUCACACAACAGCAAAGAAUGGCUACACGCCCCUACACAUAGCCGCAAAGAAGAACCAGAUGGACAUUGCGACGACAUUGCUGGAAUAUGGCGCUGACACCAACACCGUGACCAAACAAGGCAUUACACCUGUGCACCUAGCUGCCCAGGAGGGCCACGUGGACAUGGUGUCCUUGCUCUUGACCCGCAAUGCAGAUGUAAACCUGGGAAACAAGAGUGGUCUGACACCUCUUCAUUUGGCUGCUCAAGAGGAUCGGGUGAAUGUUGCUGAAGUGCUGGUUAAUCAGGGAGCUGCUAUUGACCCACAGACCAAGAUGGGUUAUAUUCCACUGCACGUAGCGUGUCACUAUGGGAACGUGAAGAUGGUCAACUUUCUGUUGCAACAUAAUGCCAAAGUCAAUGCCAAGACAAAGAACGGGUACACCCCUCUCCACCAGGCAGCUCAGCAAGGACACACACAUAUCAUUAACAUCCUCCUGCAACACGGCGCCUCUCCGGAUGAAGUCACCAUGAAUGGGAAUACUGCUUUAGCCAUCGCUAAGAGGCUUGGUUAUAUCUCUGUGGUUGAUACGCUGAAAGUGGUUACUGAGGAAACCUUGACGACCACAAUGUCCGUAACAGAAAAGCAUAAACUAAAUGUUCCUGAAACAAUGAAUGAAGUUCUGGAUGUAUCUGAUGAUGAAGUUCAUAAAGCCAGUGUUCCUGAAUUUGUCAGUGAAGCUGAGUCUUUGUCAGAUGCUGAUGAAGGUGAUGAUGCGAUGACUGGCGACACAGAUAAAUACCUUGGCCCCCAGGAUCUGAAAGAAUUGGGAGAUGAUUCACUGCCUGUGGAAGGAAACAUGAGCUAUAUGGGUUUCAGCCUGGGAGCUCGAUCCGCAAGUCCUAAAAUCAGCCUUCGCUCCUUCAGUUCGGAUAGGUCAUACACGCUGAACCGGAGUCCGUACACAAGGGACAGCAUCCUGAUUGAAGAGAUGACAAAGGAGGCGCAGGGUUUCCAACCGGAACUUGCACCUUCCAUGGGGGGACCAGUAGUGAGCAACUCACUGAAGCACCUGGCGGUUUCUCGAGAAUACGACAGUGACUCUUUGAAGAGGUUCAGCUGGACGGCAGAUACUCUUGACAAUGUCAACCUGGUCUCCAGCCCCAUUCACUCCGGGUUUCUGGUCAGUUUCAUGGUGGAUGCCCGCGGCGGAUCCAUGCGAGGUAGCCGUCACAACGGAAUGCGCAUUGUCAUCCCGCCCCGCAAGUGUACCGCACCCACACGCAUCACUUGCCGCCUGGUGAAGAGACACAAACUGGCCAGCCCGCCCCCCAUGGUGGAGGGCGAAGGAUUGGCCAGUCGGCUGGUUGAAGUUGGACCAUCGGGUGCCCAGUUCUUGGGCCCAGUGAUUGUGGAGAUCCCACAUUUUGGGUCAAUGCGGGACAAAGAAAGGGAGCUUAUCGUGCUGCGAAGUGAAAAUGGAGAAGUCUGGAAGGAGCACCAAUAUGACUGUAAAGAACAGGAGCUCAAUGAGAUAUUGAAUGGCAUGGAUGAAGAACUCGACAGCGCUGAAGAGCUGGAGAAGAAGCGCAUCUGUCGGAUCAUCACCAAGGAUUUUCCGCAGUAUUUUGCCGUGGUGUCACGGAUAAAACAAGAAAGUAAUCAGAUGGGACCGGAAGGUGGAAUGUUGAGCAGCACGAACAUUCCUCUUGUUCAGGCAUCCUUCCCAGAGGGCGCGCUCACCAAGAGGAUCCGAGUGGGCCUCCAGGCUCAGCCAGUCCCAGACGAACUCGUCAAAAAGAUCCUUGGGAACCGAGCCACGUUUAGUCCGAUAGUGACUGUGGAACCCAGGAGAAGAAAAUUCCACAAACCUAUCACUAUGACAAUUCCAGUGCCGCCAACAUCAGGAGGUGAUGUUUCAAAUGGAUACAGAGGGGAAACACCAAGCCUCAGGCUGCUGUGUAGUAUAACAGGAGGUACAUCACCUGCUCAGUGGGAAGAGAUCACAGGAACUACACCAUUAACCUUUGUGAAUGAUGCUGUCUCCUUCACAACAAAUGUUUCAGCCAGAUUUUGGCUGGUCGACUGCCGUCAGGUGCCAGAGACGGUUAGCUUGGCCACUCAACUCUACAGGGAGUUAAUCUGUGUCCCGUACAUGGCCAAGUUUGUUGUAUUUGCCAAAAUGCACGACCCCGUGGAGGCCCGUCUACGUUGCUUCUGCAUGACGGAUGAUAAAGUCGAUAAAACGCUGGAGCAGCAGGAAAAUUUCACCGAAGUGGCUCGAAGCAAAGACAUCGAGGUCCUGGAAGGUAAACCCAUCUUUGUGGAUUGCUAUGGAAACCUGGUUCCCCUCGCCAAAGCAGGCCAGCAGCUGGUGUUCAACUUCUAUGCCUUCAAAGAGAAUCGGUUGCCCUUUGGUGUGAAGGUCCGAGACAACAGCCAGGAGCCAUGUGGCCGUCUGUCCUUCCUCAAGGAACCGAAAACAUCCAAAGGAUUACCACAGGCAGCAAUCUGUAAUCUGAACAUAACCCUGCCAGCUCACAAAAAAGAAACUGAAUCUGAUCCAGACGAAGAGGUCGAGAAAGCUUCAGAACAUCGUCAGUCUUUUGCAUCCAUGGCGUUGCGCAAGCGUUACAGCUAUCUAGCGGAACCCGGAAUGAAAAUUAUUGAACGGAGCACAGGAACCACCAGGUCUCUUCCGGCACCGUACUCCUAUAAGCCAGUCUUUUCCACAAGACCUUUUCAGUCCUGGGCAGCUGCUCCCAUUUCUGUAGCUGGAGCAGUGAAGUCCGGGAUUGCAUCUCUGUCGAAUUCGACAUCCAACACACCGACAGCGUCCCCGUUAAAGUCAGUCUGGUCUGUCUCCUCUUCUUCACCCAUCAAAUCAACCUUAGGAGCUUCCACAGCGUCCUCAGUCAGAUCCGUGAGCGAUUUAGCAUCUCCGAUCAGAUCGUUUAAGUCCGCACCUUCACCUAUCAAAACUGUAGUGACACAGACACAGUAUUCCAUGAAAUCCUCCUCAGCUUUGAACUCUUCACCUGUGAAGGCAUCGGCAGUGCCAGAAUCUCCGUCUGGGAAGGGAAUAGCCGCUUCGUUGUUUUCCUCACGGCUGUCGCCCGCGACGACGGCUGGAUUGCUGCUGGAGAGAUCCUCCAUCACCAUGACCCCACCGGCUUCACCUAAGGCUGCUUUUAACAUGUACGCGUCCACUUUGUCGUUCAAGACCACCGCCGCGCCCACGGUCCUGUCCACCUCCAUGAAAUCGCUGACCAGCUCGGGGUCAUCUCCCAUCAAGUCGGUCGCUGAGGCCGCGUUCUCACCUUUCAAAUCGGCCGUGCCGACCAACGGCCAGCCAGCCACCAAUGGGUCAGUGUCCCCCGUCAAGUAUCCCUCGGCAGCGGCCUUCUUCUCCAGUCAAGGGGCUGGCACUAUGCCUGAGAAAGCGCCAGGCGCCGUGCUGGCUGCCAAAUCUGUCGCCGCUGCGCAGGAUGUGGCAGAGAAAGCCCAUCAAGCCACCACCACCGUCUCCUUCUCCCCUCUUAAAUCCCUGGCGCCCGCCACAGCGUCGGCUUUUCAGACGAUCCGGUUACCACCCGCGGGGUCCUUGUAUUCCACGUUGAGAUCUUCGUCCGCCACCACCACGUCUGUGACGUCAUCGACCAUGACCGUACCGGUGUACUCUGUUGUGAACGUGCUGUCGGAGCCACAGCUAAAGAGACUCCCAGACACCAGCCCCUUGACCAAGUCAGCGGCCGCCUUGUUAUCGCCAAUAAAAUCACUGACCACGGAAUCACGCACGCAACCUCAGUCUCAGUUUACCCGGACUUUGUCCCCCCUGAAAUCCUCCUUGUUUCUAACCCCCUCGGCCCUGAAACUAGCUCCCGCCUCCACUUUGUCCUCGAGUCAGGAAAUUCUGAAAGAUGUCGCCGAGAUGAAAGAAGACCUGAUGAAGAUGACGGCCAUCUUGCAAACAGAUGUCUCGAGCGACAAGGCCUUCUCGGAGGUGUCCGCCAAAGGAGGGAGGAGCGAAGAUGAGAGCGAAGAACCUUUCAAGCUGGUGGAAAAGGUGAAGGAAGACUUGGUGAAAGUCAGCGAGAUCCUGCAGAAGGACGGCCUGAGUGAGACUAAACAUGGCAUCAAAGGAGCUCAGACGAACGGCGAUCUCUCGGGGGAUGGCGAAUGGGUUACAUUCGAUUAUGAUGAUGCCGAGGAAGCAAAGCAAAGGGCCAGCGAGGAAUUGGGUGCCUAUGUGCACAUGAAAACUAAGAACGGGGGUGAGAAGGACUUCAGUUUGGCAAGAGUUGUCGACUAUUUGACAAACGAUCUCGGGAUUGAUACUUUCAGCAAGAUGGCCGACAAAUAUCGCCAAACUGACAUCAGAAAGGAAGGGGAAGAAAAGAUGUUCUCCAGAAGGGCUCAGAAGCCAGCAAUGCCUCUGCCUGAGCAUAAACUUAAAAUGCCUCCAUCUCCCAUUCGGCCCUCUGCUUCAGAGAAGGAGCUGAGUAAACUUGCAGAUGCAAUGAUGGUGACUGAAGCCAUCCUGGAGUCACCAGAUGACUUCUCGCAGCAUGAUCAAGAUAAGAGUCCUCUGUCAGACAGCGGGUUUGAGACCAGGAGUGAAAAGACGCCCUCCGCCCCUCAGAGUGCGGAGAGCACCGGGCCCAAGCCUCUGUUCCACGAUGUUCCUAUCCCUCCCGUUAUAACGGAGACGCGGACCGAAGUGGUGCGUGUCAUCAGGAGCUAUGAGCCUGACGAAACACAGGAGCCCAAAGUGGACGGACUGCCUCCGUCACAAAGCCCGGAGGUGUUCCCACAGAUGGAAGAGAAGCCAAUUGGCUCCAUCAAGGAAAAGGUGAAGGCUUUCCAAACUAAAAUACAACUAGACGACGAAGACAGUAAAGGCUUGCGAGCCAAGGAGGUUCAUGUGAAAGAAGAGACACACAUCACCACCACCACUCGGAUGGUUUAUCACUCACCACCCAGCCCUGAGAGCAAAACCAGCGAAAGGAUAGAGGAGACAAUGUCCGUUCGUGAUAUCAUGAAGGCCUUUCAGUCAGGCCGUGACCCUUCUAAAGAAUUGGCCGGUCUAUUUGAGCACAAGUCGGCAGUCCCUUCAGAAAGCAGUAAGCCUGGGGAGGCGCCCAUGAUGUACCUCGAUAAAGACUCCAAUCUGAAGCCGAAAGUGGAAAGGAUCAUCGAGUUGCACAUUGAGAAAGGGAACAAAGUGGACCCGACGGAGGUCAUUGUCAGAGAGACAAAAUCCCAGCCGGAGAGGGAGCUGUUUGCUUAUCAGAAAGAUGGCGAAGCGAGGGAGACCAAGUUUGAGAUCUGUCCGGACGAGCAGGGGCAGCAAGAGGAAGAGGAGCUGACCGCGGAAGAAUCCCUUCCCUCCUACAUGGAAUCCUCGAGGGUGAACACACCCGUCUCCCAGGACGACGACAGCCGGCCCAGCUCAGCACAGCUGGUCUCUGAUGACUCGUAUAAAACCCUGAAGCUCCUCACGCAGCACUCCGUCGAGUACCACGACGAUGAGUUCUCGGAGCUGAGAGGGGAGUCCUACAGGUUUGCGGAGAAAAUGCUCCUUUCCGAGAAGAUGGACAUCUCGCACUCGGACACCGAGGAGUCAGUCACCGAGCAACCUCAGCUCCUCGGUGCCGAGGCGGGGCCGGCUGGCCAUUACAGAAGGAAGAGCGAUUCUGCGCCAGAGGAGAGUGAGGUCGCCAAGCUUCGCGGAGUGGUCUCUGCAAGCACGGGCAAAGGUGGCAGCCAGGAGGAGGCCUACGAGAAGGUCGCACUGCUCCACUACCCGCCAGAGCCCGGCAGCCCCAAGCACACCGUGUGGAUGCGGUUCACCGAGGACAGGCCCAACGGCGGACGGGAAAAGCUGACCUACGAGGACUGGGUGGACAGGACGGUGAAGGAAGCCGAGGAAAAGCUGACCGAGGUGUCUCAGUUCUUCCGGGACAAGACGGAGAAGUUGAACGACGAGCUGCAGUCGCCGGAGAAGAAGCCGCGCGGGAGGGACGGGACGCGGCCGGCGCCCUGUUCCACCGGCGGCAGCGCCGAGAAACUCCGGCUUGGCGACUUCCCGCUAGGCGGCGAGGGGAGCCCAGAGAAACAGAGCGACCGCUCCUUCCGCAGGUACUCGGUGCGGGAGGAAGAGAAGAGGGCGGCGGAGCUGCUGGCGUCCUGCCCACAGGCGGCGCUCAGCGGCCCUUUGGAGGGCGCAAGAGAGAAAACGAGGCAGGGCGAGGAUCCGUCACCACUGGUGACCCAUUGCAAACAGAUCAGGACCCGCCCCUUGCCGAGAAACGGCGAGUCCCCGCGGUACCCCGAGCAGACCGAGCAAGGUGACGGAAAGUGCCGGAAGUUUCCCGGGCCUCAUGCUUCCGGCAGUGACGACGAGGGUGGAGGAAGAGCAAGCCUCCUCGAAAAGAAACUGCCAGAAGGGCCGCAGAGCCUGCCCCUGAAGAGAGGGCGGGAGAGCAAGCUGCCCGUCUACCAGUCUUCUUUGAGAGACGGCAAUCACAAGAUGGCUGCCGAGGGGGCUAUCUCAACAAUAAAGGAGGCCUACGCCAAUAAGCUGAAAGACCUUGGCUGCUUCAACGUGGGCACCGAAUCAGCGCUGUCAACCCUUCAGAAGGCGAUGGACGCUGUGCCAAACGUUCCCCAACUUCCGGCCACUGCUCCCAAGCCGUUGACGUUCGGCAUAAAAGGCACGGUACGGUCACCUGAGAAAGAGGCACCUUUGAGUAAAGACCCUGCAUCCCAGGUCAGACCUGAGAAAGAGAGGACGGUUGUUUAUCGGACUUGGGAGAACUGUGGAAAUUCCCACCACAAAUUGCACCGGGACAAGCUUACACACGUGCUGGUGCAUGAUAGCCUGAAGGAAAACGACAUUGUCCAGGCGGAAUUUAACAUCAACGGACACGUACUGGAGAAGGAGCUACUGGCAAGUAACAGGCCUCCAGUAAAAGAAGAGGCUGUGGCGCCGUCUCCUUCCAAGAAAAUGGUUUACACGGAGCUCGUCAAGAGAGAGGAGGGUGAUCGUACCAGUGAGCAGACAAGAGGAAAAGCUGUGAGAAAGGAGAGCUCUGGCCUGUCACAGAUCCCUGUCAGAAUCUCAGAGGAAAAGUCCAAACUGGGAGUCAAGAUGGCCGAAUGCAACGGUGAUCUGGUGAAAUCCCACAAGACCGAGCCGCUCACCGGCGUGUCCAGCAUGACCCUUGGUCGGACCAAGAAAGGGAAGCAGCUUUCCGAAGUAGUGGACACCGGCAUUCCGACUCCUGGCUACGGCGAUCGCACGGACGCAGACGGCAGUCGGGAGGAUCUGGAAACCUCCCCGGUCAAGUCGCCCGACUCUCUGGAGUUCAGUCCGGUUAAAGAUGCGGCGUUGAGCGAAUUCUUCGACCGGAGUCCGGUCGAGUAUUUGGAGAAGGUGGCGCCGCUGGCCAGCAUCGAAGGGUUUAAGGAGAUAAAGGCGUUGCCGGUAUACGUCAGUGUCGUGCAGAUGGGCAAGCAGUACGAGAGGGAAACGGCGGGCCCACACCAAGGAGCUUUCAAAAGGACCAUCAGUCAGGAGAGCAGGACGGUGCAGGAGACUCGCGGCACCUUCUACACUGUCCGCCAGCACAAGCAGCCAACUUCGUCCCCUCAGGGCAGCCCCGAAGAUGACACCUUGGAGCAAGUCUCGCUCAUCGAAAGUUCCGGCAAGAGCCCCCUCACCCCGGAAACCCCCAGCUCCGAGGAGGUCAGCUACGAGCUCUCGUCCCAGCUGCCGACGGCGCUCGGGAAGCCAAGCCCCAUCCCUGAGGUGUCCGAAGAGUCGGAAGAGGAAGAGGCGGCGCCCUGGCCCGGGAAGGCGGGCGGGCGGGAGAAGCGGCCGAAGGAGAACCGGGUGGCAUACAUCGAGUUCCCGCCACCCCCGCCCAUCAACGCCCUGGACAGCGAGGCACCUGGGAAAGGGGAGAGCCGAGGGACUAGCCGAGAGCGGAGGAGAGGAGGCUCCGAGGAAAGGCUGGAGGCCAUCGAGCUGAACCUGCAGGAGGAGCACGAUCAGCACCUCCUGAAGGAGCCUGUCAUCCGGGUGCAGCCCCCCUCACCCACCCCCCCGGGGGCUGACGACAGUGACUCCAGCAGCGACGAGUCCAUCUUCCAGCCAGCGCCGCUCAAGAAAUACACCUUCAAGCUGCAUGAGGAGAGUCUGGGGGGCACCACCCCCUCCCAGCAACAGGACGACGCCUUCGCCCUGGACCCUCCCCUGGAGAAUGACGCCAUCGCCAACGGCAACAACGACCAGUCGGUGACCGAGUGCUCCAUCGCCACCACUGCCGAGUUCUCCCAUGACACCGACGCCACAGAGGUGGACUCCCUGGACGGAUAUGACCUGCAGGACGAAGACGAUGGCUUCCCGGACGAUGCUGACUCUAAGUCCUUGACUCAGGGGAUAGAAACGAAGAUGGAUGUUUGGGUCACUGAAGGGAUUGUGAAGCAGGGGGAUCGUUCCUAUAGCCAGGGUAAACUUGCAGUGAUUGAGGAAGAAGGGAAGGUAGGCGCUGAAGAAGAUGCCCCCUUGCAGUCUAAAACCUCUGAAAAGAAAGGCGAAGGGCAAACUGAUGGUAAACCAGGACCUGAGAUCUUCACUUUGGAAGGCAGGCAUCCUGACAGAACUCGGUUUAAUGAUACGUAUUUUAGUUACAAACUAGAGGAAGAAUUUGCAACCCCGUUUAAAACUGUUGCCACCAAAGGCCUUGACUUUGAUCCAUGGUCUAAUGGCCAAGGGGACGAUGAAGUCUUUGACGCUAGGUUAAGAGAGGAUGAGCAAAAAGCCUUUGGCUUAGCAGUAGAGGACAGGUCCCAAGCAACAACACCAGAUACAACCCCAGCCAGAACCCCAACAGAUGAGAGCACGCCAACUAGUGAGCCUAACCCCUUCCCAUUUCAUGAGGGGAAGAUGUUUGAGAUGACUCGCAGUGGUGCAAUUGACAUGAGCAAGAGGGAUUUUGUUGAAGAAAGGCUCCAAUUUUUCCAAAUUGGUGAGCAUACUGCUGAAGGGAAGUCAGGGGACAAGGGGGAGAGGGUUAAAAACACACUUGUAGUCACAACACUGCUUCAGUCAGGGGACAACACAUCUGAAGUGUCAGUAGAUCCACCACAUGUUAAGCAUGAGAGAGCCCAGGCUAGCGGAGAAGGCCUGGAAAUUGCAUCCACUGACAACGCAGCAGAAAAAUCCUCGUCGGCCAUCGCUGCUAAAAUUGAUCCUAAAUUACGCACGCCAAUUAAAAUGGGAAUCUCCGCUUCUACAAUGACGAUGAAGAAAGAUGCGGGUGCAGCUGAGUUGGUCGAAGUUAAAGCUGAUGCCGUGCUGUUAGAUUAUCAGGUCGCAGAACGUACAGUCUUAGAGAGUGAGACCAGGGUGAUGAGUCAGGAAAGUGGCAAACUAAGCGAUUUGCCAAUGAGUAACUGUAACGGCCAACUAGAUUUCCCAGCCCCAGGUACCGACUGCAGUCAGAUUAAGGGUCAGUCUGAGGGUGAACUCAAAAUUGAAUCAGCUGCCGCAACAAAUGAGAGCGAUCCAGGCCCAUUGGCAACCCCACCCAGUGAAGUAGCAAAAUUAGAUAGGCGACCCACGGAGCCAGUAAAAAAGCCUAAAUCGAGACUACCAGUUAAAACGUCCAUGCCUCCAUCUCAGAAAGAGCAGAAGUCAGCAGCAUGCACAACGAAACAGCCUAGGACGAGUGAGUUAAAGGGAAAAGCAGAUCCAGCCAAGUGUAUUGAGGCAAAAUCUAGACUUCCCGUUAAAAAUAUUGACAAAACUAAUUCGCCCUCAGCGGCAAGUUCCCAAAGCAGUUCAGGGCGAGGCGAGAAAGGGAAGUCGAGGCAGUUUUAUUCCAGAUUACCAGUCAAGGUAAGAUCGAGCACAGCCACCGUUAAACCAGUUAGAGCAGGGAAGGAGCAGUUGAGUGAGGUCUGUAAGCAUUCAGUUGAAUAUUUGAAAGGGCUUAGCGGUGAGACGUUAAGACUUGUGGAUCGACUUGCCGAUGAAGAGAGAAAAGUGCAGGCAGAGAUCUUUGGUGAUGAAGACAGCACGUCAAGAAAUGCAUCCCUAUCGGAGGCCGGCCAACCUUCCGUUACAUCGCGGUCUCCUAGAGAUUUGAGACCGGAGGCAGCACCUUUAAAAUCAAAGGUUGAAAAGGUCUACAGUGAGACAAGGAACAGUAGAAGGACUGGUGGGGAGGAAAGCAGUCAGGUUUCUGGGCCUCGCGUGGCUCGCACCGCGGAGAUCAAGCCUAGUCCUCAGAGCCCAUGUGAACGGACAGAUAUACGGACAGCCAUUGUAGCAGAUCAUCUUGGGUUGAGUUGGACAGAAUUGGCGAGAGAAUUGAACUUCUCUGUUGACGAUAUUAAUCAGAUUCGGGUUGAAAAUCCGAAUUCGUUGACCACUCAGAGCUUCAUAUUGUUAAAGAAGUGGGUCCUUCGAGAUGGAAAAGAUGCAACAACCGAUGCCUUAAGCAGGGUCCUCAAAAAAAUUAACCGGAUGGACAUUGUGACCCUACUGGAAGGACCAAUAUUUGACUAUGGGAACGUGUCAGGCACGAGGAGCUUUGCCGAUGAUAGCUGCGUGUUCUUGGAUCAGUCGGAUGGUUACCCAUCCAUUCAAAAGGAGCUGCUGACACCCGCUGGAUUGUGCUAUAUGCCACCCACCCCUCUCCGAUGUGACGAUUAUUUUAGUAAUUUUUCUAGUGUAGGAUCGUCCCCCACAACUCCCUGCGAACCAAUCCUGUGUCCAAAAGCAGCUGCGCCUUUUGUAGACGCCGAGGACACAGCACUAGAUGCCAAUGGCACUGAUCGCUCUGUGCCAUGCCAGGUGAUGGGGGAAGGGGUCACUUCGCAGCAGAAGCAGGCGAAUGAGACGGCUGGCAGCCAGCGUGAGACUGGGCAUCCAAACACCGAGAACAGCGUUGCUCAACCUUGCAGUAAAACGCAGCAGGAGGAGCACAAUCAGUCACUGGAGGACGAAAGCACGGCCAGGCAAAGGGCAUCUUCCAGCCAAGUUCAGCCAGAGGAAAGGGGUGACUCUGAGGAGUUUGCCGAGUUCUCAUUGAAAGGCCUGGACUUUGUUCAGCCAGGUGAAGGUUCAGGUGACGAGGAGGUGACAAAGGAAGAAGACCAGAAUCUUCCCCAUGCUCAGAAUUCCCAGAACAAAUUUUUUGCAGUUCCAGGUUGGCAUAGUGACACAUCCAGUGUUGACGUGGAGCCACCAACCCCGAGACGCUGUAACCUGAGCACUGACAAUCUGGAUGAAGACGAUGGCAACCUCCAAGAACAACGAAUCAAGAAUGAUUUGGCUGCGUCCGUGAUGUUUCACAUGAAAGGACAGGUUCUAAAGCCUAAGGAAAAUGGCGACCACGAUGCACAUAGGUUGGACCGUCAGAGAGAGUCAGGCCAUGCUACAGCGGGGCCUUUGAUUCACGAGGUGGCCAACGAUCUGCCCGUAAUGACACAAGACAGGAAAACACUAAAUGGAAAGGUCCAGAAGCGUUCGGUGCUAAUCACAGAACAGACAGAGCCGGCGACGGAAUUGCAGAAAGACCUGGCAGAGACAAGGCGACUGGGUGUGGACGAGCACGGAAGCCCUCUGUUCAGCAGCGAGAGAAAAACAAGUUGGUCAUCAGAGGUCCUUAAAUCAGGACCAAACUUCAGGGAUGAUGGUUCCUCACCAGCAGAACACAAAGCUCAGGAACUUGGGGAAAGCGAGACUAGUUCGGAUGAGGAGGAGAUUAUCACCACCAGGGUGACUCGCCGCAAGGUGAUUCUGAAGGGAGAGGACGCAAAGAAAGUUCCUGGAGAGAUGGUUACACAAGAGCGGUUCGUCGAUGACGAUGGAAAUGUGGUCACCAGAAAAGUAACCCGGACAGUGGUGAGUCGACUCGUUCUGUCUCCUGACAGGGAGCAUGAGGAUGAUGAUCUGCACGGGCUAGGCCGAGGUGCAGAGGAUGGUGCUGACUACUUUGGAAGUGGUGUCAUGGGAACGGAGCAGGUUGAAGGAUAUAAAGUUAUCAGAGUGAAAAAGGAGACUAGACAGGUUGAUAAGAAGACUCAUUAAUGGUCAGACAAGAUGCAAGAAAGGGUACAGAGAAGCAUUUUACUACUGCCAGUGUUCAGAAAGGAAAUGGCUGGAGCAGAGGAUGAGCGGACUGCAGAUGAAGUGUGUGCCUGCUGCUUUCACACAUUAAAGCAUGGUUUAGAUACAAGAGGAUAUUUUAAUUUAGCAUGAGCAACUUUAAAACCGCAUGGGAAAUCACUUGCAUUCGUUGAUCUGAAGAGGGUGUGAUUGGCGCUCCAUGGGCACUUGACGCACACCAUCGGUACGGGCAACUCUUCAAACUGAGCCGAGGAGUUUUUUUCUUUCAAUUUAGCGCCUUUGAUACAUUUCCUGUGACUGAGGAUGUUCACAGCAGAUCACAACACAUUGAGGUUCCAGCAAGGAGUGUACAAAUCACUUAUUACACACAGCAUCUAGCCUUAUAAUUUUCUUGAACCCAUGGUUUCAGGGUAUUAAACAAACCUACUUGCUUAUUUAAAAAAAAAAGAAAAAAAAAAGAAAAAAAUCAUCAAUGGUUUUGCUGUACAUAAAGAACUCUGUAAAAACAAAUAAAAAUAAUUCUGAUCAGGUGGCAUUUCUGGAAGCAAUGCAAACACACUAACAGCACCUCAACUGUUUUAGUGUCUGAUUCACGCUUUAGAAGUUGAUUCCACUUACUUAAAAUGUUUUGAGUGUGAAUCCACAAUUUCUUGUACAAUUAAUAGAAAAGGUAUAAUCUUUGUAUAUGCAAAAACACUGGCUUCAUUUUAACUGAGAUAGCUUUCUUUCAGACUACACUGCACAGUUCAAAAUGAUUUUCAAAAACAUGGGGGAAAACAAUGUGUAAUUCUACUGAGACAAAAGUAUUCUUAAAAACCAAAACAUCAAUAUUCCAAUGCAUGUGUCCCUCAUUUUAAUUAAACUUUCUUUUCUCCUGCAGUUUUCAGCCAUGGUGUUGGAAUUUAACACAAGAUUUAUCACACGUUUCCCUUUCAUUUUUCUUGCUUCUUUUUUAAAAAUAAUGAAACAAUCUUAAAAGAUGCCAUACAUAAUGCAAAGGGGAAGUGUUUCAAGUACUUGCUUCUAGAAGGGUUUAUUGCUUGCAAUUCAGUACUUGAACUAAUUCUCAUGCAGGCACAGUAUUGACCAACCAAGUUGGGACAAUGAGAACGUACACGCUUGUAGACUGGCAACACGGUGUAAAAUUAUUACUGUAUCAUGUGUAUUGGCGAUAAGAUGUAGAAGUCUUUCCAUAAGCCGAUCGUCUGUAAUCUUUUUUAGCAGUGUAAUAAUAGGUUGUUAAGGCCUGCUGUGGUUAAAAGGGCGGUCUACCAUUGAAUUUGGUGAAUUACUCUCCUUUGUUGAUUAUAUUCAUAUGAAAACAUUAAGCAGUCACUGAAGAUAGCUCUUAUAACUAUGUAUGAAAACAACAAAACUCCACUGAAUGAUCCAGUUGAUUAUUCAAGCAAAAAUAAAUUGUGUUCAAUCACUA